UGGGAGGGGAUCAGACCAGGGGGCUAUAUAACCCUUCAGUGUUCAGCCUCCCGGGACACCACCCACCCAGAGUGGAGAAGCCCAGCCAGUUGCCGCUGCCUUCAGGAGCCCCGAGAAGCUUCUCCAGCUAUGUGUGAAGAGGAAGACAGCACAGCUCUGGUGUGCGACAAUGGCUCUGGGCUCUGUAAGGCCGGCUUCGCUGGUGAUGAUGCGCCCAGGGCUGUUUUCCCAUCUAUCGUGGGACGUCCCAGACAUCAGGGAGUGAUGGUGGGAAUGGGACAAAAAGACAGUUACGUCGGGGACGAAGCACAGAGCAAGAGAGGGAUCCUGACCCUGAAGUAUCCGAUAGAACAUGGCAUCAUCACCAACUGGGACGACAUGGAAAAGAUCUGGCACCACUCCUUCUAUAACGAGCUUCGAGUGGCCCCUGAAGAGCAUCCGACCUUGCUGACAGAGGCGCCGCUGAACCCCAAGGCCAACCGGGAGAAGAUGACCCAGAUCAUGUUUGAGACCUUCAAUGUCCCUGCCAUGUAUGUGGCUAUUCAGGCUGUGCUGUCCCUCUACGCCUCUGGACGUACAACUGGCAUUGUGCUGGACUCUGGAGAUGGUGUGACUCACAACGUGCCUAUCUACGAGGGCUAUGCCCUGCCUCACGCCAUCAUGCGUCUGGACUUGGCUGGCCGAGAUCUCACCGACUACCUCAUGAAGAUCCUGACUGAGAGGGGCUAUUCCUUCGUGACUACUGCUGAGCGUGAGAUUGUCCGUGACAUCAAGGAGAAGCUGUGCUAUGUCGCUCUGGACUUUGAAAAUGAGAUGGCCACUGCUGCCUCCUCUUCUUCCCUGGAGAAGAGCUAUGAACUGCCUGACGGGCAGGUGAUCACCAUCGGGAACGAACGCUUCCGCUGCCCAGAGACCCUCUUCCAGCCAUCUUUCAUUGGGAUGGAAUCAGCGGGCAUCCAUGAAACCACCUAUAACAGCAUCAUGAAGUGUGAUAUUGACAUCAGGAAGGAUCUCUAUGCUAACAACGUCCUCUCAGGGGGCACCACCAUGUAUCCAGGCAUUGCUGAUAGGAUGCAGAAGGAGAUCACAGCCCUGGCUCCCAGCACCAUGAAGAUCAAGAUCAUCGCCCCUCCAGAACGCAAGUACUCUGUCUGGAUCGGCGGCUCCAUCCUGGCGUCUCUCUCCACCUUCCAGCAGAUGUGGAUCAGCAAACAGGAAUACGACGAAGCUGGCCCCUCCAUCGUCCACCGCAAAUGCUUCUAAGUCACCCCCUGCUCUGUCUCUAGCACACAACUGUGAAUGUUUUGUGGAUCAGCGCCUUCAGUUCCUUUUCAAAUCAUUCCUAUCCAAAGCUUUGAUGUGUUACUCGUGUUUUUUAAUAAAUCAGACAUGUGCUACCCCCUUAA
Molecule: messenger RNA, 1406 nt
Organism: Apodemus sylvaticus (European woodmouse)
Lineage: Eukaryota; Metazoa; Chordata; Mammalia; Rodentia; Muridae
Gene: Acta2
Product: actin alpha 2, smooth muscle
Exons: 9
Coding region: 130-1263 (377 amino acids)
Source: RefSeq, a predicted model, not a curated record